Toxorhynchites rutilus septentrionalis is the source of this 2052-nucleotide messenger RNA. RefSeq lists its product as uncharacterized. The coding region runs from base 470 to 1489 and encodes 339 amino acids. The transcript is spliced from 3 exons. The record is from RefSeq and is a predicted model, not a curated record. Lineage: Eukaryota; Metazoa; Arthropoda; Insecta; Diptera; Culicidae.
CCAGCCGGUUAGUUGCUUGUGGUGUGAGCAGAGUUUAUUCGCUUCUAACUGUUACCGCGCUAGUAUCAUAUUUGCCUUCGCGCUUCAGCGCAGCUGCUUUAGCACAUAUCGCGUAAAGUUGUAACAACUACACCGUAAACAUUUCCAUUACUAAACACCCUUGCAGGACUUGCUCGACGCUCAGUGUUUCGCAGUAAGCUGUCGGAGGCGCGCGCCUCACGCUCGUGUAUUGGACUCAAUCGAAUGCAAACGCGUACAUAAUUACCUGACAUUCAAUCGAUCUAUUUUUAAUAGUAUUACUAACGCGCUUCGUUGUGUCGUGCUAUUUUCACCACCCCUGACACCCCAGCUGGGUGGACUACUUUCGGCGGGACGACCGAUAUUUACCCACACCAAAUAGUGCUCAAGCGUUCCGCGUAUCGUGUGACCGACUUCUCGAGACUUUGGAUUGUUACACAAGUGCGGAAGAAUGGUAUACUCCAAUUACAACAACUCGUUUCUGCCGCUCGAUGGCGUCCAAAGUGUCACGUUCUACAAGAACGAAAAUCUGCUCUUUCCUACGCCACCAGCUUCGGCAACUGUUACAGCGCAAACAACAACCGGAAAUAACGCCAGCUUCGGUGACCAACAACAGCUGCCACAUCCUGGAAGUGGCAACGAUGUGGUCCGUGACUUCCAACCCGUGACCUAUCUGAGUUCCAAUGGUUACUACGGUUACAUACCGGCAAGCUCGAUGCCGAAAAUGAUGUCAACAGAAACAAAAACUGUCAACGGAGUAAGGCACGCUUCCGCAAGUAACGACAGCCGUGGUGGUAGCGCUGUUGGUAUUGGUGUCUUAUUGGAUUGCCAUCCACAGCCAGCAGCAGCAAUUGUCGAUGACUGCUCGAUGAUGGAUUGCGGAGUUAGUGAAAUGGAAAAUUACCACCACCAACCGCAGCAACAGCAGAUUCUGCGAAAACGAAAAGAGCGCGGUGAGGAAGCGUUGGCAAUGAUGGCGGGAAGCAACUGCAAACGGCGAAAAACCUGGCAGGAGCAACAACAACAUCAACAGCACCAGCAGCAGGCGUGCAACAGAGAGCUCAAUGGUAAUCUGAACUGGAAUCAAGCCUCAGCGAUUCAUCAAAUGCAAUGCAACGAUCAAACAAUGGAAACGAUUCCAAAUGAAUCCUUCAAUGGUGCUUCAGUACAUCCCUUGAGCGGUUUCUAUCAUCAUCCCCAACAGCAACAGCAGCAGCAGCAGCAGAUACAGUACAUUGCACCACUUCAGACCCCAGCAGUACUGCAGCCAAAAAAUCAGUUAGGUCCUAGCGGCAGAUGCUUACGGUGGAAUGGUACCUCGCCUACCGUCGGCGAUGGCAACAAUUCCACCACGAACAGUUCCCUAGGCUUCGAACAGACGGAGAAAAGCCAAUUCGGUGCCGGCAGUUGCCAAGAGUUGGAAGAUUUAUUCAUCAGCUUACAUGGUUCUGGUUUCUUUUUGUCGGGUUAACAAAGAAAGAUCAUUCGCGCAUUAUAGGAAUUUGUUGAAAGACUAACGGAGAGUAUAGAAUUCCCCCUUUUAAAGCUUCAUCCGAGAGUUUUGUAUAUAAUUGAUAAAAGCGUUGAACUAACAUAAACUAUCAACCACCUUGCCAGUCAUUUUUUUUUCAUCGCUGUUACUUUGAUUUUGCCAAGCAAAUAGUCGCUAGAAAAUAUGUUGAAGCAUUGAUGUUUUCUAGCCCGCAAAUAGCAGUAAGCUAGUCUAUAUCAUCUUCUGUAGUUCAAAUAUUCAACGAAACUGAAAUCGAAAGUUUUCUUAUGUUAAGUUCUAGUUUUCUUAAUUAACGUUAUUUUUAGUAAAACCUAGCAAUAUAGAUUGGAAUACAAUUUAGAUAAAAUGUAUCUAUCAGCCAGCAUCAACAAGAUAUAUUUUUUUUACAAACAACCACUAACCCAACGCUGUUCAGUGAGUGCAAAGCUAUACGACUUAUGAGAAUAAAAUAUCAAUAAACAUGACUGUAACAAAUGUAAUAUAUAUUUUCAAAUGUGAACAAAAUAAAUAAAGAAUUCUUU